AUGAUCACUGCAAGGUAUUCCAAUGAAUAUUUGCUAAAAAAGCGUCAUCUGCAGGCCAUGUUUAGCAUGAAGCCGAUCAAGCACGAAGGUGCGUUGACCCUGCAUCAGCUGGUUGACGAAUUUGAACGCCACAAAAAUACGCUCCACCACUUGGGUGAAGAUACUGACGCUUGGAGUAGUAUCUUGGAGCAUUUGUUAUGCACCAAGCUGCCAACAAUCACGCUACGUGAUUGGGAAGAGCACGCUUCCAACGACGAAAAUCCAAGCUACGAGAGCCUUCCUGACUUUAAUGUAAAGCUCGGUCAGUCCAAGGCAACAACAUUGAGACGCUUCGAGUUGCUGGAAAGGAGGCUGGAACGCGAUCCACAACUAAAGGCGGACUAUCACCAAUUUAUAAAGGAGUAUUUGGAGCUCGGCCAUAUGUCGCCGAUAAAUGUCAGUAGAGAAGAGGAACAGGCCUACUACUUACCUCAUCAUCCCGUUUUUAAAGCAUCCAGCUCAACAACGAAAAUUUUCGAACUCAACACCGUCACGUACGGACUUUCGCCAUCAUCAUUCUUAGCUACGCGCACCUUGCUUCAGCUCGCAGAUGAUGAAGGUGCACACUAUUCGAAUGCACAAGCUGCCCUGAAACGAAACUUUUAUGUAGAUGAUUUCAUUGGUGGUGCCAACACGGUAGAAGAUACUUUCCGUCUUCGUCAGGAGCUAUCGGAUCUACUUGAGAAAGGUGGAUUCGAGUUACGCAAGUGGACAUCGAAUCAUCUAGGCGUUCUCAGCGGUUUAAGUGCUGAUCAAAUCGGCACCCAGUCAUCGUUGCAGUUCAUUCCCAAUGAAACGGUGAAAACACUCGGCAUCUCCUGGAAACCAGAAUCUGAUGAGCUGUGCUUUGAUUCGAACGUUUGUGUUGAAUCAACAUCCUCAACGAAGCGAUCCAUACUGUCAUGCAUCGCGAAGAUGUAUGACCCGCUUGGACUGAUUGCACCUGUAUUGGUCCGUGCAAAGCUACUGAUGCAAGAAUUAUGGCUGCUGAAAUCCGGCUGGGAUGAUCCCGUUCCCGAGCAGAUCUACAACAAAUGGACAACGAUUAGUGAUGAAUGGCAAUCUUUAUCUACGUAUAAAACUAAUCGUCAUGUUCUUUUACCUAAUUCACAAGUAGAACUCCACACGUUCACCGACGCCUCCGAAGCAGCUUACGGAGCCUGUAUCUACGCGCGUUGCAAGAACGCGGAAGGAGAAAUACGGAUCAGCUUACUGGCGUCGAAGUCCCGAGUAGCACCUCUUAAACGCGUCACACUGCCGAGACUCGAACUCAACGCAGCUGUUUUGGGCGCCCAUCUCCAGCACCGGGUCCAGAAGGCGAUGCAGAUCGAUAGCGUCGAGUCCUUCUUCUGGUCUGAUUCAACUGUAACGCUGAAAUGGAUAGCAUCUCCACCCAAUACAUGGAAGACAUUCGUGGCGAACCGUGUCGCUGAAGUGCAGCGCUAUUCUCAUCCGCGACAAUGGCGACACGUUCCUGGUUCCAGCAACCCUGCCGAUUUGGUCUCUCGCGGCAUGUCGGCAGCGAACUUCCUUAAGAGUCGACAGUGGCACUCCGGCCCGGAUUGGCUAGCUCUUCCAGCCUCGUCAUGGCCCAGCUCGAAUCCUGAUUCCAUCGACGGAGUGGAUCUAGAAAUCCGUCAGAAGGCGCGCACACAACCAUCUUCAAACCACACCGUAGCACCACUUAGUAUCACGAAAGAAUACUUAGAAGACGCCAAAACUGUGCUUUGCAGACUAGCACAACAAGAUGCCUUCUCUCCCGAAAUCAAGCACAUGAAAAAGGGAGAAGCUUUACUGAAGCAGUCAUCUUUACGUAAACUAAGCCCCUUCAUCGACGAGAAGGGCAUAAUACGAGUGGGAGGACGAUUAAAAUUGUCGCAGUUGCCGUACCAAUCGAAACAUCCCGUGGUGCUUCCUAAACAGCAUAAGUUUACACGUCUCGUAGCUGAACAUUACCACGAACAGCUUAUGCAUGCCGGCGGAAGACUUCUACUAUCCCAGAUGAGAGAGCAGUAUUGGCCACUAGACGGACGUCGAUUAGUGAAAGGCAUCGUGCGGAAUUGCUUUCGAUGUAUUCGCCAGGAUCCCGCACUGGCACGGCAACCUAUUGGCCAACUUCCCUCAUCACGCAUUACACCCAGCCGGCCUUUCUCCAUCACGGGAGUGGACUACGCCGGACCGUUCUAUUUAAAGCCUGCGCAUCGCAGAGCCGCAGCGACUAAGAGCUACCUGUGCGUAUUUGUUUGUUUCACCACGAAGGCUGUUCAUCUUGAACUCGUGGGAGACCUCACAACAGCAGGAUUCUUAGCCGCACUACGACGUUUCGCUUCACGACGCGGUCUACCAUCGCACAUCCAUUCCGAUAAUGGUAAAAACUUUGAAGGAGCCGAACGCGAGCUCAAGGAGCUUUUUGAGAUGUUCAACGACGAGCAGCAGCGGAACGUCAUUGCUACUUAUUGUGCGGACAAGGGCAUCGCAUGGCACUUCACCCCCCCGAAAGCUCCAAACUUCGGUGGCUUAUGGGAAGCAGCAGUCAAAACCGCGAAGCGACAUCUCUACCGGCACCUAGGCGGCACGAGGCUGUCCUACGAAGGUUACUGCACCGUGCUUCAACAAAUAGAGGCAGCAAUGAAUUCCAGGCCAUUAUUACCACUCUCCGAUGAUCCCGACGAACUAGCGGCACUAACACCGGCACACUUUUUAAUCGGCACAUCGAUGCAUGCUGUUCCCGAGCCGGACUAUACUCACCUGAAAUCGUGCACCCUGGAUGAUCUUCAGAAAUGGCAGCUGCUAGUGCAACGAUUUUGGAAGCAUUGGGCCACCGAGUAUCUACAAGAAAUGCAAAAGAGUUACACACGGCCGGGUAGCAACAACAACAACAUACUUACAGGCAGCUCCAAGACCCCGAGAUUCCCUCCCUCCGCUCCCGCUGUACCUACCCCGGAAAAUGCGGAAGAAACGCCGAGUGUAACCCCUGAUGUCGCAGAAGAACGAGACGACAUGGAGGACCGCAACCCCCAAGAGACGACGCUGAUACUGGAACCGUCGCAAAGCAGCAGCAAACUACAGGCGGCGUUAGCAACGGCGAGGGAGUUGCACUUGUACACGAAGGACCGGCACAACGUGCAUGCUCCUAUCAAGAAAAUGGCAGUGAAAAUACUGUCAGACCUAGGCACUGUUGAACGGGAGUUACUUUCUUGGAAGCUGCGCGCUUCCAGAGAGAGCUGA
This is a messenger RNA of Anopheles funestus (African malaria mosquito), 3267 nucleotides long. RefSeq lists its product as uncharacterized. Lineage: Eukaryota; Metazoa; Arthropoda; Insecta; Diptera; Culicidae. The transcript has 5 exons. Gene Ontology annotation, molecular function: nucleic acid binding. The record is from RefSeq and is a predicted model, not a curated record. Gene Ontology annotation, biological process: DNA integration. Bases 1 to 3267 code for a protein of 1088 amino acids.